Molecule: messenger RNA, 802 nt
Organism: Cajanus cajan (pigeon pea)
Lineage: Eukaryota; Viridiplantae; Streptophyta; Magnoliopsida; Fabales; Fabaceae
Product: protein yippee-like At5g53940
Source: RefSeq, a predicted model, not a curated record
AACAUUAAACUCUUGAAAAAGAAGGAGAGAAGAGGUAACAUAACAGAACAUUAUAUGAUUGCGCGUGUGUGGGUGGUGUUGUGGUGUGUUGUGUUGUGUGGGUUUAUGAGAGAGCAUGGGAAGGGUUUUUGUUCUUGAUUUGGAUGGCAGAUCUUACGGAUGCAGAUUAUGCGAUACCCCUCUUGCCCUCGCUGAUAACAUUCUCUCUCGGAACUUCAACUGCAGUCGAGGGAGAGCAUACCUUUUCAGCAAUGUGGUGAAUAUAACCCUUGGGCCUCAGGUGGAGAGAAUGAUGAUGUCUGGAUUGCACACAGUUGAAGACAUAUUUUGUUGCUGCUGUGGACAAAUUCUUGGAUGGAAAUAUGUUCUAGCACAUGAAAAGAAUGAAAUGUACAAAGAAGGGAAGUUCGUGCUUGAAAGGUGGAGGAUAGCUGACAAUGUUGAAGAGGAGUUAAAUUUGGAUGCUCAAACUGGCUCUCAAGCUGGCUCAAGUGACACAGAAAACGCUUAGCGAGUUGCUUCCCUUUCAUGAAUUUGAAGCAUUGUAGCUAGCAAUUAUAUUACACCUAUAGUGUCGUAGGCUGCAAAUAUAUUAUACCUUUAGUAUUCAUCAAGAUGCAAUUUUACAUAGAAACUCCUUAGAGCAACAUAAGCUUAGCUUAUUUCCAGCAUUUAUAAAUAGUCACAGCGCAUCGAAUCCUUUCUAGAUAUUUAUGGAGGGCAUAUAUUCAUCUUAUAUUGUGAGUCGAAGAUCUUUACUUUGCUUGAUCUCAAUAAUUCAGAUGUGUGGAUAAUUAGAUUA